AUGAAGGCAAGCGCAGAGGUGCUUGUUAUUCCGUCGUUGCACGACAAUUUCGCAUAUGUCAUAAUCGAUGAGAAAACGAAAAAGGCUGCCUGUGUAGACCCAGUAGAGCCAGAAAAGAUACUAAAAAAGAUUGAAAAUUUAAAUGUAGAUUUGGAAUAUGUUCUUUGCACACAUUAUCAUUAUGACCAUUCGGGAGGAAAUGUACGCAUGAAGGAAUUAAAAAAAAAAAUUAAAGUGGUAGGAUCCGCUUAUGAGACGACACCUGGAGUAACUGAAAAGGUUUAUGACAGUCAAAUUAUACGCCUAGGAGAGUUAUGCAUAAAGGCUAUCCAUGCACCAUGUCAUACAAAGGGACAUAUUUUGUAUUAUGUGUAUAAAACGGAUGAACAGAAAAACGAAAAUAAUAAUUAUGCCCCAAUUUUGUUCACUGGAGAUACUCUAUUUAUUGCCGGAUGUGGUAGAUUUUUUGAAGGCAGUGCAAGGGAGAUGUUUAAGAAUAUUGAAAAGAUCAAAACCUACAGAAAAGAAACUCUCAUUUAUUGUGGUCACGAAUACACCCUGAGUAACUUAAGAUUUGCUUUGAGUAUUGAAAAUGACAAUGAACAUAUGAAGAACAAAAUGCAGGAAGUGGAAGAAAAAGUUAAAAAUAAAAUUCCCUCCGUUCCUUCAACCAUUGAAGAAGAAAACUUAAUCAAUCCUUUUUUUAGAACACAGAAUUAUACUGAUAAAUUUAAUACAACUGAUGAAAUAAAAAUAUUGGAUAAGUUAAGGGAGCUAAAGAAUAAUUUUUAG
Molecule: messenger RNA, 792 nt
Organism: Plasmodium gonderi
Lineage: Eukaryota; Apicomplexa; Aconoidasida; Haemosporida; Plasmodiidae
Product: hydroxyacyl glutathione hydrolase
Exons: 7
Coding region: 1-792 (263 amino acids)
Molecular function (GO): hydroxyacylglutathione hydrolase activity
Source: RefSeq, a predicted model, not a curated record